AUGCCGGCCCUUGUCAAUGACAAAAAAACGCACUUUUCGCAUUUGUACGAGAAAGCUCGCGGCGGCCCGAAGACUCUUCCGUACGCAAAUGAGACGACGACUUUGCACUCUGGAUCAACGCAAACGGCUUUGUAUCUGCGGAUAUCACUUAAUUCGAUCUUGAAUAAGCUGUCAGUGUCGGCCUCGUCACCUGACGUGGAAAUGAUAUGCAAACGCCGUCACCGGCUUCAGCCAAGUCGUCGUCGUCUGAGCUGCCCAUGUCUCCCGGGUUGUCGUCGUUUUAAGUAUAUUUUACUUAAGCUAGUGUAG
Molecule: messenger RNA, 309 nt
Organism: Plasmopara halstedii
Lineage: Eukaryota; Oomycota; Peronosporomycetes; Peronosporales; Peronosporaceae
Exons: 3
Coding region: 1-309 (102 amino acids)
Source: RefSeq, a predicted model, not a curated record